UCGCCGCCGCCCCGCCGAUCAUGUCGGCGGCCAAGGAGAACCCGUGCAGGAAAUUCCAGGCCAACAUCUUCAACAAGAGCAAGUGUCAGAACUGCUUUAAACCCCGCGAGUCUCAUCUGCUCAACGACGAGGACUUGACGCAGGCGAAACCCAUUUAUGGUGGCUGGCUGCUCCUGGCUCCAGAUGGGACCGACUUCGACAACCCAGUGCACCGGUCUCGGAAAUGGCAGCGGCGAUUCUUCAUCCUCUACGAGCACGGCCUCCUGCGUUACGCCCUGGAUGAGAUGCCCACGACCCUCCCUCAGGGCACCAUCAACAUGAAUCAGUGCACAGAUGUGGUGGAUGGCGAGGGCCGGACAGGCCAGAAGUUCUCCCUGUGCAUUUUGACCCCUGAGAAGGAGCAUUUCAUCCGGGCUGAGACCAAGGAGAUCAUCAGCGGAUGGCUGGAGAUGCUCAUGGUCUAUCCCAGGACCAACAAGCAGAACCAGAAGAAGAAGCGGAAAGUGGAGCCCCCCACGCCACAGAGCCGGACAGCCAGACCUCAGCUCGGGCUGUGUGCUUCUGUGCCCACGCAGACACCGCUCUCUCCCCAGGAGCCAGGGCCAGCCAAGAUGGCCGUCACCACCAGCAGCAGCAUCCCCAGCGCUGAGAAAGUCCCCACCACCAAGUCUACACUCUGGCAGGAAGAAAUGAGGGUGAAGGACCAGCCAGAUGGGAGCAGCCUGAGUCCAGCUCAGAGUCCCAACCAGAGCCAGCCGCCUCCUGUCAGCGCCCUGAGGGAACCUGGGCUGGAGGGCAAGGACGAGGAAGGCACCAUGAGCGGCGACCAUAUGGACUGUGGCCGAAAAGUCCGGGUGGAGAGCGGCUACUUCUCCCUGGAGAAGACCAAGCAGGACUUGAAGGCCGAGGAGCAGCAGCUGCCCCCGCCGGUGUCCCCUCCCAGCCCCAGCACCCCCAACAACAGGUAUAGUGGCCCCAGACCGCCCUCCCAGGAGCUUGGCCAUCCCCUUCCUUCCCCAGGUCUGCGAGCCCCCUGCCGAACGGUCUGCUGCAGCUCCCCCCAGUCCCUGGACCUGGCCAGCCGGCCCCCCGCCCACAUGGACUGCGGCAGCACUGGGGGGCGGGGAGCAGAAAGACUGGGGCGCACCUGUGCCUUCAAAGCCAGCAGGCAGUAUGCCGCCCUGGCCGACGUCCCUAAGGCCAUCCGGAUCUGCCAUCGAGAAGCCUUCCAGGUGGAGAGAAGGCGGCUGGAGUGUAAGACUCGGGCCCGGAGCCCUGGCAGGGAAGAGGUGGCCCGCCUGUUUGGCAACGAGCGGAGGAGGUCCCAGGUAAUUGAGAAAUUUGAGGCCUUGGACAUUGAGAAGGCAGAGCACAUGGAGACCAACGUGUCAGCCGGGACCUCACCAUCAAGUGACACUCGCCAGGGCCGCAGCGAGAAGAGAGCAUUCCCCAGGAAGCGGGACCUCCCCAGUGAAGCCCCCACAGCUCCACUCCCGGACGCCUCGGCCUCCCCCCUGUCUCCACACCGAAGAGCGAAGUCACUGGACAGGAGGUCCACGGAGCCCUCCUUGACGCCUGACCUGCUGAAUUUCAAGAAAGGCUGGCUGACCAAGCAGUACGAAGAUGGCCAGUGGAAGAAACACUGGUUUGUCCUUGCUGAUCAAAGCCUGAGAUACUACAGGGAUUCGGUGGCUGAGGAGGCAGCUGAUUUGGAUGGAGAAAUUGACUUGUCUAUGUGUUACGAUGUCACAGAGUACCCUGUCCAGAGAAAUUACGGCUUUCGGAUACAUACAAAGGAGGGCGAGUUCACCCUCUCUGCCAUGACAUCUGGAAUCCGGCGGAAUUGGAUCCAGACCAUCAUGAAGCAUGUCCACCCAACCUCUGCCCCAGAUGUGACGAGCUCACUGCCAGAAGAGAAGAACCGGAGCAGCUCCUUCGAGACCUGCAUGAGGCCAAGUGAGAAGCAAGAGUUGGAGCCUGGGGAGCCGGACUCCGAACAGAAGAGGAGCCGGGCUAGGGAGAGGAGGCGGGAGGGGCGCUCUAAGACCUUUGACUGGGCUGAGUUCCGCCCCCUGCAGCAGGCCCUGGCUCAGGAGAGGGCCAGCACCACAGGGCCGCCCAACGCUCGCCCUGAGGGGGAGCCAGGGGAGCUGGAGCGUGAGCGGGCGCGCAGGCGGGAAGAACGCCGCAAGCGCUUUGGGGUGCUCGAUGCUGUGGAUGGGCCAGGCACUGAGGAUGCGGCCUUGCGGAUGGAGGUUGACCGGAGCCCAGGGGUGCCCAUGACUCCCGACCUUAAGACACAGAAUGUCCACGUGGAAAUCGAGCAGCGGUGGCAUCAGGUGGAGACCACCCCUCUCCGGGAAGAAAAGCAGGUGCCCAUUGCUCCCCUGCACCUGUCCUCUGAGGAUGGAAGCGACCGGCUCUCCACUCAUGAGCUGACCUCUCUACUGGAGAAGGAGUUGGAGCAGAGCCAGAAGGAGGCCUCGGACCUUCUGGAGCAGAACCGGCUCCUGCAGGACCAGCUGAGGGUGGCUCUGGGCCGGGAGCAGAGUGCCCGGGAGGGCUACGUGCUGCAGACUGAAGUGGCCACCGCCCCAUCCGGUGCCUGGCAGAGGCUCCACAGAGUCAACCAAGAUCUGCAAAGGAAGCUGGAGGCCCAGUGCCGGCGCCAGGGGCUGACCACACAACAGACCCAGGCCCUGAAGCGCAGCUACGGGGAAGCCAAAGAUGUAGUCCGGCACCAUGAGGCCGAGAUCCACAGCCUCCAGGCGAGGCUCAGCACCGCUGCCGCUGAGCUCACUAUCAAGGAACAGGCACUGGCCAAGCUCAAGGGUGACCUGAAGAUGGAGAAGGACAAGGUCCGUGAGCAGCUGGAGGAGUGGCAGCACAGCGAGGCCACGCUGAGCGGGCAGCUGCAGGCCAGUGAGCAGAAGCUGAAGAGCGCGGAAGCCCUACUGCUAGAGAAGACGCAGGAGCUGCGGGACCUGGAGAUGCAGCAGGCACUGCAGAGGGACCGGCAGAAGGAGGUGCAGAGGCUGCAGGAGCGCAUCGCGGACCUCAGCCAGCAGCUCAGUGCCUCCGAGCAGGCCCAGAGGCUGAUGGAGGAGAAGCUGCAGAGGAACUACGAGCUGCUGCUUGAGAGCUGUGAGAAAGAGAAGCAGGUGUUGCUACAGAACCUGAAGGAGGUGGAAGACAAGGCCAGUGCCUAUGAGGAUCAGCUCCAGGACCACGAGCAGCAGAUGGAGGUCCUCCAGAAGGAGAAGCUGAGCGCCAAGUUCGAGGGCAGCCAGGCAGUGCACCAGCUGGAGGAGCAGCUGGAGAUGAAGGAGGCCAGCAUCCAGAAGCUGGCGGAGCAUGUCCAGAGCCUCCGCGACGAGCGGGACACCAUCAGGCAACGCUUUCAGGAGCUGGUGGGGCGCAUUGCUGUGUCCGAUGGGGACGUGGCCAAGCUUCAGGAGAAGCUGAGGGGGAGAGAGGCGGACUACCAGAGCUUGGAGCACUCGUACAGGAGGGUGGCUGGCCAGCUCCAGGGCAUGCACACGCUGCUAAAGGAGAAAGAGGAGGAGCUGAAGCACAUCAAGGAAAUGCAUGAGAAAGUUCUAGAAAAGAAAGAUCAGGACCUCAACGAGGCUUUGGUUAAAAUGGUUGCCUUGGGGAGCAGCUUAGAGGAAACAGAAAUAAAGCUCCAGGCAAAGGAAGAGAUCUUAAGGAAAUUUGCAAAGGCGUCUUCAGAGGAGGUGGAGGAGUCACGGAGCUCCCCGGAAGAAGCAGAGGAGGAUGGGGCUGUGCUCUCGGGCCCGCACCUCCAACUUGCCGGCGCACCUCCAGGCUUCCCACACUUGAGGCUUGAAGAUGAGGACCCAGGGGCUGCCCUUGGGGAGGAAUGUGAGGACAGCAGCCCCAGGAGAGAAGAGAGCAUGGUGCUCCCGAAGUCAGAAGUGCCUGGCAGGGAGGGGCACCUGCAAACGUCAGCAAAGCCCGAGCAGGGGGCGCCCAGCACUAAAAGGCAAAGAAUCCGGUUCUCCACGAUCCAGUGCCAGAAAUACACCCACCCCGAUGGGUCCGAGAAGACCUGGACCAGCAGCACAUCUUCCGACACCAGUCAGGACCGGUCACCCUCAGAGGAAAGUAUGUCGUCAGAGGCCACCCCCAGCUCGCUCCCUGCAACCAGUGACUCUGACACCUACCUCUCCAUAAUACACUCCCUGGAGACCAAGCUCUACAUCACAGAGGAGAAGCUCAAAGAUGUGACGGUGAAGCUAGAGAGCCAGCAGGGCCAGAGCCAGGAGGCCCUGCUCACGCUGCACCAGCAGUGGGCCAGCACGGAGGCGCGGCUCCGCGAGCAGCUCCACACCAGCCUGCUCCAGGUCCGAGCGCUGGCCUCCCAGCUGGAUCAGGAAAGACAGGGCAGGGUGAAGAUAGUCGAAAAUCACAUUGGGGAGCUUGGCAAUUUCCAGGUAAAAAACAGUCAGGCCUUGGCUUGCUUAGAAAACUGCCAGGAACAGCUACGAUCUCUGCCACGGGCUGGCCAGGAAGCAGCACCGGAUGUAGGAGCAGGCCCCCUGGCCAGCGUGGAGAGCGCGCUGGUCAGUGCCAUCCAGGCUCUGCAUCACUGGCCCACCCCUGCAGACAGCAGGGUCCAGGCUCAGCUAGAGGAAGGUGGUUUCUUGGAGACAGGGCAGGCAGCUUUGCAGCAGCCACCCCACCAGCCUGGACUGACCGAGCAGGGGCAGCUGAAGCUCCUUUCUGAUCAAAUAGCUCUGGAAGCCGCGCUGAUAAACCAAAUAGCAGACUCUUUAAAAGACACAACCUCAGAUAUCUCGCGCGUUCUCCACGAGAUUUCUCAGUCAACGGAGUUGCCCCUGGAACCUGGAAGCACCACAGUAUGUCCUGGGGCCUCAGCAGACACGUGGGCCAAGAAGGUGCUGGUGGACGGCGAGUUCUGGAGCCAGGUUGAGUCUCUGAGUGAGCACCUGGGGACGCUGGGAAGAGAGGCAGCCAGCACGUCAGGAGGUGGGCAGCACUGCGUCCCACAGGCCCUGGUCCCUGCCCUGGCAGACGCCACAUGGGUCAGGGCAGAACUCAGCUUUGCUGUGCAGUCAGUGAGGGAGUCAUUCCACCGUCGGCUGCAGAGCAUCCAGGAGACACUCCGGGGGACCCAGACAGCCCUGCAGCAGCAUAAGCACAUGCUGGGGGAAAUCCUGGGAGCCUACCGCACCCCCAACUUUGAGAGAGUAAUGCAGCAAGCCUCAGAAGCCGUUAAGCUUCCGGCAGGCACCGCAGACGGUGUACAGGUAUCCUGGGACUCGAGUCCAUUAGAAAAACUGAGUCAUCAAGAUGUAGUCAGCUCCCAGGAUCCCCCUCACUUGUCCAGUCAGAGCUCUGGAGCCCUCGUUGCUAUUCAGGAAGAACUCGCCUUACAGCUUAAAGAUAAGGCCAGCCUCUUAGGGGAGAUAUCUGCCGCCUUAACUUCUCUUUCCCCUGUGGAAUCGGUACGAGAUUGUCAGAAGCUUCUUCAGGUAUCCCAGAAUCUCUCCUACAGCACUUGUUUGGGAGGCCUCGGUCACUAUUCUUCAUUAUUAGUUAAAGAUGCAAUUAUUCAGGCUCAGGUGUGUUACGCAGCCUGCAAAAUUCGGCUGGAAUAUGAAAAGGAGCUGCAGAGCUACAAGGAGUCCUGGCAGAGCCAGGGGGCCUCCUGCCAGGAGCACAAGCAAGCCGUUGGGGCUCUCAGGGAGCAGUACGAGGAACUUCUCCGGAAGCAGAAGAGUGAGUACCUGGACGUGAUUGCCAUCAUCGAAAGGGAAAACACAGAGCUCAAGGCCAAGGUAGCCCAGCUGAACCAUCAGCAGAGGUACCUGGAAGAAGUAGAAAGCAAGCACAGCGAGAACAUGUUUGCCCUGCAAGGGAGGUACGAGGAGGAGAUCAGAUGUGUGGUAGAGCAGCUGAACCGAGCAGAGAACACCUUGCAGGCUGAGCACAGCAGGGUCCUCAGCCAGCUGGAUGCCUCGGUCAAGGACAGGCAGAACAUGGAGCGGCACCACGUGGAGCAGAUGCAGACCCUGGAGGACAGGUUCCAGCUCAAAGUCAAAGAGCUGCAAACAAUCCACGAGGAAGAGCUGAGGACGUUGCAGGAGCACUACUCCCAGAACAUGCAGUGCCUGCAGGAGAGCCUCCGCCACUACCAGGGGCAGCACCCCGAAGCCCUGCAGGCCCCCAGUCCCCCAGGCAGCCCCCGGCAGCCCCCUUCCUCUAGCUGGCCAGUCAGCCAGCCCAGCGAUGCUGUGUAUGUGGCCAAGGGGGAGGCCGACUCCAUGACGGGCCUGAGAGAGCGUAUCCAGGAGCUAGAGGCCCAGAUGGAUGUCAUGCGUGAGGAGCUGGAGCAGAAGGACCUGGAGGGCAAUGCUGCCACACUGCGGGAGAAGUACCAGAAAGACUUUGAGAACCUGAAGGCCACAUGUGAGCGAGGGUUUGCAGCCAUGGAAGAAACACACCAGAAGAAGAUUGAGGACCUGCAGAGGCAACACCAGCGGGAACUAGAGAAGCUGCGGGAAGAGAAAGACCGCCUCCUGGCCGAGGAGACCGCGGCCACCAUCUCAGCCAUCGAAGCCAUGAAGAAUGCCCACCGAGAGGAGAUGGAGCGUGAGCUGGAGAAGAGCCAGCGGUCUCAGAUCAGCAGCAUCAACUCGGACAUCGAGGCCCUGCGGCGGCAGUAUCUGGAGGAGCUGCAGUCAGUGCAGCGGGAGCUGGAGGUACUGUCGGAGCAGUACUCCCAGAAGUGCCUGGAAAACGCCCACCUGGCCCAGGCGCUGGAGGCCGAGCGGCAGGCCCUGCGGCAGUGCCAGCGCGAGAACCAGGAGCUCAACGCCCACAAUCAGGAGCUGAACAACCGCCUGGCCGCGGAGAUCGCACGGUUACGAACACUGCUGACUGGGGACGCCAGUGGGGAGGCCGCUGGCUCACCCCUCACACAGGGCAAGGAUGCCUAUGAGCUGGAGGUCUUACUGCGAGUCAAAGAGUCGGAAAUACAGUACCUAAAACAGGAGAUCAGCUCUCUCAAGGAUGAGCUGCAGACGGCGUUGCGGGACAAGAAGUAUGCUAGUGACAAGUAUAAAGACAUCUACACAGAGCUCAGCAUCGUGAGGGCAAAGGCCGACUGUGACAUCAGCAGAUUGAAGGAACAGCUGAAAGCAGCCACGGAAGCCCUGGGUGAAAAGUCCCCUGAGAACACCCCUGUGUCGGGAUAUGAUAUAAUGAAAUCUAAAAGCAACCCUGACUUCUUGAAGAAAGACAGAUCUUGUGUCAGCCGGCAACUCAGAAACAUCAGGUCCAAGUCUGUAAUUGAGCAGGUCUCAUGGGAUAACUGAAACCAGCCCGCUUCCAGGUCCCCUGUCAUGUAGAGUCUGAAGGAAGGCCUGACAGUGCAAGAACGCUUGAAGCUCUUUGAAUCCAGGGACUUGAAGAAAGACUAGCUGUGUCCCAUUCAACUUGAACAUACACCCUCCCCAGCUUGCGGCAGCACAACCCAAACACUGCUUUUUGUCUGUACUUUAUUUUUUUAUUAUUAUUGUUGUCAUUAUUGUCAUUAACUGUGGGUAUGGAUGCAUGAGAGACUCGUCUAUGGGAUGUUCACACCAUUCCCUGCUACGUUGAUUCCGUCUUCCUGUUGUCUUUAUCCAGGCUUUUUUUCCAUGGUAUUCUAAAAUAAGCCAAGCAGUGGGGGCGUGGAGGGCCAGCUAUGCCAUCUGGGUGUGCUGGAACCCCUGACAGCCGCCACCCGCUGUACUCACUCACUGUCAGUAUUAGGCCCGGCAGCCUGUCGAUAAGCUUAGCUCUGUCGCUGGUGCACCUGGGGUCAGGCCCGGGCUAAACUCUGUGCACUGGGUCACUUGGAGAGAACAAGCCAUGGGGAUGUGCUUUUGCCUGGAUCCUGCACUGACAGCUCAGAGCCUGCCGGCAGGAGCUUGGAAAGCAGGGCAAGGGGCAUGGUUUCUGACCUUGAUCUGCCACCUUUGAGCUUGGGAGAAGGCCAGCGUUUUAUACUUGUUCCACUAAUCCAUCUUGGAACCACACCCCAGGUCAUCGUGGCAAACUUCACAACCUGGAGAAUGUUGAAAGCAGCCAUUCCUAUUUUUGUUUGUUUUUUAUUAAAUCUUGCACAAAAGCCCGGCCCCUCUCAUUCCUUCCUACGCUCGCUCCUUUCUUAGCCACCAGUAACCCCGGUCAUUUCGUAACUACUUGUCUUGUUGACCUGGGGUUUCAGACUGUAACUGCAAAUAAUGAAUUCCCUCAGGGAAUCACGCAGGGCGAAAGAGGGUUCAUUUCUGGAACCUCUCUGAAAAGAAACCAUGUUGCUUUUGAAAAGGUUAAGAGAAGACCCCUAUGUUAUGUCAAGAAGAAAGUUAGAGGAUGUCGGAGUCAGAUGAAAACUGCCCAUUAUUUUGUGUUCUUAACCCUAGUUUAAUUAAUCUGAGAUAUGAAGAGUUCUUUCGCAGCAUUUAGAGACCCUAAAGUAAACCUGUACUAACAAUUUUGCUUUUCUAACAGUUUGAGUAAGACCUUUUUAACUGCCACAAAACACUCUAUAGCUCUUCUUAAAAAUGUCUUGGAGUUUCUAUGGUGGCUCAUGAAAACUAUUGAUCCUAUUAAGACAAGGAGUAGACACAACCUUAGCCAGUGGGAACAGGUUCUGCUGCCUGGGGAGCAGAGGGAGGCCAGAGAGUGGAAUGUUGGGAGGGGCUCGUUCUGGUCUCACUGCAUCUGUUGGUCCGUUGGCUUUAUUGCCAACAGCACAUUCUCACUCUGUUGAUGCUUGAGUUAAUUUGAUAGUCUCUGGGUACACGGAUACAUGGGGGUAAAAACAGAAAUCUUGCUGGGUUUCUAGAUUAAGUUAGUGAACAGCGUCAUUUGGGAAGAGUCCUGGGAAGGCCAGACAGAAGGUCCCGGGGCUAUGUUUAGUUUAAGACGCAAGCUUGGGUGCUCUCUCCUCACAGGAAUAAACUUGGCUGCCCUCUGGCAUGAGCCUUCCCUGUUCACAAGCUGUAAGAGCCCUAACCCACUCUUGUCACUCCCUUGCUACUAUUCCAUGUUUUUAAAAGCAAGAAAAUAUUAGCUCUUUUUAAAAUUCUCCUUACCAGACACCCCCGCCACAUAGAUUGGCAGCAUUUUUACAAAGUACCCAUGACCUUUGUGUUGUGCUCAGAGUGGGAGCAAACAGAAGGAGCAUUUGGGAUCCUGCCGUCCAUGCCAUCAGAACACUCGCAGCACAUGUGUCCUCUAGGGCAGUGACAUGAUAUUCAGCAUGCCCCGUCUUUCUGCAGGCUGCCUGGGCACUAGGAUGUCGUGUCAUUCCUUCGGCAUCCUUGCCUCAUCCAGCACAGCAUCCUUUGUGACUGCCCCUGGUGCCUCUAGGGACUCCUCUCCAGGCAGCCCCCUGCCUCCAGCCUGCCCAGAGCUUUCCAGCAGGGUUGAGCAUGGAGUCGGGCUCCAUCUGCCUUAAAACGGUGAAGGUUGGAAAUCCGCAGUGCUUUUGAAUGGGUCAAAAGAGCAUACAUUUUUUUUCACUUGUCCCUGGAGGUUAGACCUCAGGAAUCCUGGGAAACAAAUGUGUUGAGCGCAGUAUUGGGGGGUCGAAGGCAGAGACUGGGGAAAUCCUGUCACUGCAGCCAUUAUGUAAAGGCCCCUCCUGGUCACCCCAUGAACAGCAGGACUCGUUCUCCUAGUGCUGGUUCCUUCUGGAGGUUCCCGGGAAUACAGCCUCCCACAGAGUGCGCUGAGCCAGCCUUGCUGAGUGUCAUCCUGUAGUGACAACUGUCAGGCUCGGAACCCGGUCUGAGCUUCCUGCUGCUCAGUCCCAUCUUCCAGCCAGAGCAAGCGGGCAGAACAGAACAAAGAGGACCUUUUACAUCGUCUCUCACCGCAGAGUCUCACAGCAGUCCCGGGGGCUGUGGACAGGGUAGUGGGGACAUUGUGCAUCCAGGUGCUGGCGCUCACCAGGCCGUGGGAGCAUCCCCGCUUCCCAGGAAGGAAAUUGUUAACAUGGACCGACUUCACAGUUGUAAUUAUUUUGCUGUAAAUGUUUAUUAUUCAUUUGUAAUCUCCUAGCACCUGCAAAAAGCUGUGGCAGACAUUCAUGGCUUCAUCUGCUCAUUUUGUGAACACUCAUUAGUGACGGUGUACCGCCAGCACACGCGCAUUAGUGACAGUGUACCGCCAGCACAGGUGCAGCGAGGAAAAGCUUCCUGCUGGCCAAGUUCAUUGUGCAUGAUGCCAGCGCCUGAGCAGAUGUGAAGGCCAGUACCCAGGUGACCGUGGCUGUCUGAAACCUCCCUGGCAGAGGGGUGACGGGGGGUGGGCUGAGGUGGCAGAGAGCACUUUGCCACCAGAAAUUGAAGCUUGUGCAAUAAGGUGUCAAAAUGAGUCUGAAUUUGUGGGAGGAAGUGAUGGCCAUCCUGGAUUGUCCGGUGGAGGCCAAGGUGGCAAUGAGUGGGUUUGUCAGGAACUGAGACCAGAGGCCCCCUCCCUACAUGUCUACCGUGGAAAGGUAGAGACCAGGGAAGGCCCCAGCUCGGCUAGUGACGUGGGACCUGUAAUGCCAGUGUCCAGAUCCAGUCCUUUGCUCACUGACCCAACAGCUAGGCAUUGAGGGCCUUGCACAGGCCAGACACAGGAAGAGGGGAUUGCAGUUUUUAAAAAACAGCUGUGACCAUCAGAGUCUGCUUGAAAGGAAUUCUGACACAAGGCCAGGACACAAUUGAUGGCCUAAGAAACAUUUUUGUAGGGAUGUAUUUAUAACACCAUUGUUUCACCAGUGGUAGAUGGAACACUUGACUCCUGGCCUGAGGAUGGAACCCAGUCCUUUUUAUCACUGGUGCCUAGUGGUACCUUUAGCAAGGCUGUGGUUUGAAACUCACCCUGGGCGUGGCGCGGCACAGCGCCUUCCCUACCCUGCGGGCCUGGAGGCAGAGCCCUAACCUUGUGCCUUCUUUCCUCCAGCUAAGAAAUGAUGGGGUGUGAUGGGGUCCCUGCCAGUAAAAUGCUGUAGGCACCCCCAGGUGUGUUCCCUACACGGGAGAGCUGACAGGCAGUGUGUUUCUCCUUAGAGAAAGCUGCUUCUCCCUGCACUUGUUAACUUUUCGGCCUGUGCAGCUUACAGUGGGGCUGCUGCCUAACUGCCAAGGUGUGGGGCUUUCCCACCCCCACUUCCCUAUGUCUGCGUGAUAUUGUCAUGGCUAACCACACACUAGGUCCUCUGCCCUCACUCACCAAUGUGUCUGAGACAGUUACUAUCCAGGGAUUCAAAGCUCUUUUCAGUCCAUGAAAAGAAUGCAACCCAUCAACACAUUUUUCCUGAAAAUAAAAGUUUGCUUAUCGUCCUAAGGAAGCUUGGAAUUUAACAUUUUCCUUUAUAGACACAAUUUCAAAAAAAAAAAAAAAACUAAUACAGGAUUCAGUGACCCUUGUCACCAAAAAAGGAGGGCGUAAUUUAAGUAUUUCCAAAGUUUUACAAAGGACAGGGAAGUGUAUACUAUUACACUUAGGAGGAAUUAAAUGCUAGAAGAAAAAAUUGGUACAUUGGAAGCUGCACUGCUCUGGAAACAUCAGUCAUUUGAAAUAUCUCACACCCUGAAAACCCUGGACAACUGAGCUACUGCAAUGUUUUAUGUUAAAUAGGAAUUUGCUUCUUAAAUAAAUGUUAACUGUUGGCCUAAUACUUGCUCCACCUAGUUGAGAUUAGUGAACAGUUCCUAUGCUCUCGCACAGCAGCCUCUGCUGGGCCUCUAUGACUUGGGAAGAACGCUGCUGAAACUUCUUAUUUUAAAGGUUCUUAAACUAAGGUAUUUGCACACCAUUUGUUUUCAGUCUUUCAUCGGAGGCUCUUCUACCUUCUGUCAUUCUUGAGAGACUAAUUAUUGGACUGCUCAGCUAAAGCAUUGCUUUCUCAGUUAGUGAAUACUGAAGAAUUGCCCGUGGGAUUUACACAGAUGUCAUACUUAGAAGCUUACCAGUACACAAACGCCUCCCCGGCUUUUCCAUCCCUGAAAGGUCUAAGCUUAGAUAGCAAACUUCUUAGCACAGGUGUUAGUCCUUGCCUGAGAUCAGGUCAAAAGGUCAGAUCCUUCACUGUUCUCAACACCAAGUAAGCAGGACACUGGGACACUUCUUCACAGCCGGCCACAGCCAGCCAGUCCUCAGACUGCUCUUAGGAGAUGGGAGUCUGUUGUACUUACAUACAGUUUUGUGUAUUACUCGUGUACACUUUUAGCAAGGUCAUACUUUCCACAAUUGAAAAUUUAAGGAUCAGCUUAAAGUGAGGUCUAGUAACACUUGUUUUGGGUUCUUUCGUAGGAAGACUUGACAUGAACCCAAUAUGGAAGUGUACAUUGUCAAUUUCUCAGAUUUUUUCUGCUGAAAAGACUCAGCCUCAUUCUUUUGCCCUUUUGAGAAUGUUUCAAGUAAUCCUGUUUCGCUAUAGAAGGCAGAGGUCUACCUUCUCUGAAGUCUUUUCAACAGAAGACACAGAGGAGGAGUAAUAACAUUAGGCCACCCCUGUGUGUGGCCCAAAUGAUUAGCUGUUUAAACCACCUUGGGUUCCUUUCAUACAGGACUGUGUGAAGACUUAAGCUACAGCACACUUUGGGGCUUCCAGUUUCUCUGUUUAAAAGCAGCUGUGUUUUUUCAAAAUAAUCAGUAUAUUCAGAGCAAGCAGUAUAAAUAGUACUCAGAAAUUAUUAUAGGGGUUUUUGUGACUUUUAUUUUAAUUGUAUACAGAUAUCCCCUUUUAAGGUAGGGAGAACAGCUUUGGGUGUAACAUUGAACCCCACGCAACAUUAUAAGGAAACGGUUUUAAAGACUGUUUACAGUGUCUAAAAUAACGACAACCCUGUACCCGUAAUUGUCUUUCAUUGAAAGAACUGUAAAACUUGUUCUUGGUAGAGCCACUUAAAGUCCUGGAGGAAAAUGAGGAGAAUGAAGAACAUGGUGGUUACAUCUUGACCAGCUCCUGUACAUAGUAACCUAAGACUUGGAGGGAGACGUAGUUUAACACGGUCUGGCACAAGGGGUCUGUGUACUGGGCAGGGCCACAUGCAGGGUCCAGCCAAGUGCCUGGAUUCUCCGGCUCUUAGGUUGUGUUGUGCAACAGCACAGAGGUCACAAAGCUUGUAAUGCUGUUAUUUUACCAUAUAUGUCUAUGUCCAGUAGGUAAGGAAACAUUGUCACAAAAAUACUUAAGAACUGGAUGGUCCAAUACAGGAGGAUGUUGAAGUCUCAGGGGUAAAAUACCACAGUCGGUCUCAAAUUGGGCACUGCAGGGGGUUGGCGGUGGGGGGGCCUUCCCAGGAUUCAGUUGGAGCUCACGGUGGAGUCAUCAGAUGCAGAGAGCCCACCUGCUGCCUUCACGUUUCCCUUGCCCUUUGCUCUUUUCCCCUUUACAACUGGUUGUAUCACAUAUUUCAGGUUUUUUUAUAGGAAACUAAGAAUAGAUUAUGAAGAACACUAAAUUAUUGGAUUAUGUUUAUAUCACAAAACUUCAAUUAAAAUGGAUUUUAGGAUUUACCUUUAUUAUUAAUGACAUAUUUACUGACUUGUUAGGAUUCAAAGCAGUUAAGGGACAAGAAUUAAUUCAUGUGGUUUUCCUAAGUAAUAUUUAUAAAGUGUAAAGUUUCUUAAGUGGUUCCUCAACAAUUUUAAUUCUUAGUGAUUUUUCUCACAAAAUAGUCUUCUAUCAGAGAGAAUGUCUCGGUUCAGUACUAAAGAUAAAAGCACUAUGCCAAACUGGUGGGAGAGCUGAGAUACAAAGUGAAAAAUGCAAAUAGUUUUCUGUUGUGACAAAUUUGGAAAUAAUUCACAGCAAUCACUUCUGCCACAGCUAAUUAUUUCAACAGUCAGGUGAUACGUGUUCAAAGAACAAACUUGUAUAAUUGGAACUGGUGUUUAAUUUCUGUACUAACGCUAAGCGAUGAUGGUCACCAGACUAAAAUCACAUGCAGAAGCAGCAGAGGUCUGAGGAGCACAGGUGACAGCACAUGCCUCCCAGGCUGCACUGGAGGCCUCAGAUGAGGCAGCUCCCAGAAACAGAGACCAGGGUGGGCCAUCUGUCAGGCCCCCAGGGUCUUCCUGAAGAGAAGAGCCUGGUCAAUGAUGCUGCACUCUUUCUGACAAUUCAAGAAUUCUAUGGUUUCAUUUGAGGCUUUUUUUUUUAACAAAGUUUCUGAUAACUGUUCACUACAGCUGAAGUAUUUGUCAAAAUAUUUAUUCCUUUGUGUGACAUGCUAGAUUCCCAUGGAUGUAGCUGAUCAUUUCUAUUUUGUAAAUAUUACCUAACUUUACAUAAACUAUACCAUAAUAAACUAUUUUUGCAUCACCCUU
Hipposideros armiger (great roundleaf bat) is the source of this 14367-nucleotide messenger RNA. It is a transcript of the gene MPRIP, whose product is annotated as myosin phosphatase Rho interacting protein. Gene Ontology annotation, cellular component: actin cytoskeleton. The transcript is spliced from 25 exons. The record is from RefSeq and is a predicted model, not a curated record. Lineage: Eukaryota; Metazoa; Chordata; Mammalia; Chiroptera; Hipposideridae. Bases 21 to 7364 code for a protein of 2447 amino acids. Gene Ontology annotation, molecular function: actin filament binding.